This is a messenger RNA of Parnassius apollo (apollo), 6690 nucleotides long. NCBI's taxonomy places the organism in Eukaryota, Metazoa, Arthropoda, Insecta, Lepidoptera, Papilionidae. The record is from the annotation of a GenBank genome assembly.
AUGUUUCUUUUGAAUCCUGUAUUCGAGGGGGGCGGUCGCGCGGAGUGGUGGUGGAGCGCGGAGAAUGCGGUGCGCAUGCACGCGAGGCUGCGGCGUGCGCUUGCGUGCUGCGAGCUCGGGCUGCUGCAGCUGUACGCGCCUGAUGCCAGCGUCCCUGCGCUACCCGCCGCCGGGGUCCGUGACGCCGUCGAGAAACACGCCGUAGACCAACCAGUGCUCGUUCUCAGUCUGGGACGCUUCUCAAUGUACUCAAACGCAAUGGUAAAGCAUCUAUGGAAUGAAAUCCGGCACGAUGGACCAACUUUCCUCUCAACGAAUCAAAGCUCGGGUGUGGAGUCGUUUCCGUGGAAGCUGCUCAUAGCGGACGUGUCGUGCUACACGCUGUGUGUGCGCGGCGGUGGCGGGGUGCGGUCGUCGCUGCGCGGGGCGGGGGUGGAGCCACGUGCUGUGCUGGCGCUGCUCACCACCACGGUCACGUUGUCCGUGCUCAGCAAGUCGCUGCCGAUGCGCGCACCGCAGCCGCCUCGCCACCACCACGAGAAGCAGCACGACGAGAAAAUAAAAUACUUCACAAGCGGCAUAGAUUUUAGGCCGUCGACAUUAAAAGAAUUCGUUCGAGGCCCUACUAAGCAUAAACGAUCGAGCCCCGAGACAAAGGCGGCUCCGAAAGCGGUGACAGCGACGGGCCCCCUGGUGUCGCUGGGCCUGCACCUGCACGCCGACACGCCGCCAGUAGAUCUGCGCCUCGACCACGAUCAGGUGGCCGUGGUGGCGAGAGCGCUGCACUGCAUCUCGCACAUCGUUGCAUUGCUGCGUCGCCCGCCAUUUACUGCGCACGCGCACGCACACGCGAGCGCCAGUGCUCCAUUGCCCAGCGCACAGCGCUCUUUCAUAAGAUCUGUGUCUGAAAUAGAAGAGCAGCAGAGUCCAUCGGAGGAGACACCUAGCGAGAACCGCUCCGACUUAAUCCCGAUAUUUGAAGCCAAUACUUCCGAAAGUAUGGUGAAGCGGUUCGUGUGGGUGCAGUGGGUGGUGUCACGCGCGUCGCUGGCGGUGGCCACGCGGCGCGCGCGCCUCGCCGCCGUCGCGGACGACCUCAUCUUCACCGUCGACCUGCAGCCGCACUACGCGCAGCUCAAACUCAAGCUCGCAGCCGCCACUCUGCGACACUACCGACGGCGGGGGGACAAUGAGGAUUGGGAGGCAGGCGCGCUGGGCGGGCGCGUGCUGGAGGCGCGCGAGCCGGCCGAUGCAAAGCAAGACAACCACUUCUUGGCGGUCACCGUCACCCAGGCGCAGAUAUCAAAUUUACCUGCUAGCUGGAGGGAAGAAUUACAUCCAAAAUUAUUGGAAGAAAAAGGUGUGGGGGACAGUAUGUGGGAGGUGUAUGCGACGGUGGCGCCGCUGGAGGCGGUGCUGCGGCCAGAUGUACUGCGGCACGCGGCCGACCUGCUGCGCCUACUGCGUGCGUGCGCGCACUGCCCCUUGCGCUCACAGAACGCACACGCACACGUGCAUGCACUCGCCAUGCACACGCCCAGCACAUGGCAACUGCCGUUCGUGUACAUAUCGGCGGGCGGGCUGCGGCUGCUCUUGACGGGCGAGGACGAGGAGGACAGCGUGGAGGAUGAUACCUUCAUGAUUAUCGUCGGUAAAGUGACCGUCACUCCGCACCCAGAAAACCCAAUUUGCAGGCGUGCGGUGCGGUGGGGUGCGGAGGGUGCGGGGGGCGGGGCGCCGGCGGGCCGACAGUACGCGGCGCACGUGCGUGCUCUCGCUCUGCGCACCGCGCGCUUCCACCAGCUCGUGCGCCAGGAGAUUAGCGAGUCGGAGAUCAUGAAAGGCACGGGGGGAGAAAACCCGGCACUAAAAUGGAGUCAGCCUACGAUAUCACCCGUCAUCACGCCGAUUUUGCACACUGUGGAGGUGCAGUGCGUGGUGGCGCCGGCGCUGGCGCUAGCGUGCGGGCCGGCGCUGGAGCUGGACGUGCCCGCCGACUGCGCGCUCGAGCUCAGCCUGUGCCAGCUCGCCCUCUUUGCACGCUUGGCCGAUGUCUACUCGCACUGGAGAGACAGCGAGCAGUCUUUGCUUGAAGAAGAGGAGCUAUGUCCGUACGCUUCGUUAAUCACGACCGAGCUGGAAGAACAGGUCCCGGCGCCAGUCAUCGACAUUAAGUGCGAUGCCGAAGUUGGUGUUUUGUGUGCAGGUGCAAGUCGCGAGGCUGGUCGAAGCGUGGCGGACUCCGGCGUAGACUCCAGCGCCUCACACUCUGCCGCUAGACUGCCGGAAGACCCUCCCCUUAAGAAGAACGUCUCCAUAGCUCCCGCGGACCAUAUUAAUCCGUGGGAGCACGUGGAGGUGUUCGUGACGAUGGGCGUGGUGGAGGCGACGCUGUACGUGGCGGAUGAGGGCGCGGCCGAGCUGGCGCCGCUCCGCCGCACCGCGCCCCCCGACUACGCAGAUCCCACCGCCGCAGAUACCGCCGCCACCCCCGCCACUCGCAACACACACGCCACACCCGGCUCCGCGCAUCACCAACACGACCAGAACGUGCACGUAAGUACAGCAGAAAGUAAGGAUGCAAGCAAGAAGGCGGAAGUACAGGAACCUGCGACCUCUAGCAGCGCGAGUGUCACGGAGAAUGCUAGAAACGUUGAAAUGGGCAAAGCUCACCACGACCUCACUGAUGUUUUGCCUCGCGCGAGGAAAACUGAAGGCAAUCUGCUGCUCCUUCAAGUGACUUUGCAUCAACCUAAUUUGUAUUACUGGAGAAACGAGACUCAGAAGACCUUACAGGUGUCGCUGUUUGACGCGAGCGUGUCGCUGGGUGCGGGCACGGGAGUGGAGGCGGGGUGCUGCUCCCUGCUGAGCACGCAGCGCGGUGCGCGCGACCCGCUCACCGACAUUCCGCCCGCGCUCGCUACGCUCAAGCUGUCCCUACCCGCUACCGUUGCGGGCGCGGCGGGGGGUCUUGCGGGGGGGCGAGGGUCGAUGCGGCUGGAUGUGGAGCGGCCCGUGUUGUUCGACCUCAGCACCGAUCGCGUCGCUCGACUUCACCUCAUACAACAACUGAUAAUUAAGGAAUUGACGCCUGCUAGAAGCAAUAUAGAAGCAGAAGAACACAUCCAAGUGCAGCAUCCAAUUUUAUAUAGACUACGGAAAUUAAUGGCGCGGCAGACGAUCGAGAGCGCGGUGGUGGAGUGCGGGCAGGUAGGCGUGCGGGGGGCGGUGCGGCGCGGCGGCGUGGUGCGGGGCGCGGCUGCACGUGUACGCGGGCGCGCGCCCCGAGCGGCUCGUUGUGCGCGCGCUGCUGCACGCCGUGCAUGCGUCCUGUGCGGACGCGAGCGACGCACGCGACGCAGACGACACACGCCGUCCGCUGCUGCUGCCCGCCACGCUGGGUGCGACGCUGGAGGCAUAGACGUGGACACCGUCACACUGGAGUUGCGGCCUGAAGACCUGGCCACACUCGCUAUCCUACAAGCGGCUGUCCAACAAGUGUUUGACAUUAUAGGGGCAUCUACUGAUGCUACAAGUAGCGAGACGACGGAAAGGGCAGCGCCCAAAUCGGAUGCUACGUUCUCUUCCACGUCAGGCAGCUCGUUGGAAGACGCUCCGGAUCACUAUUAUAAAGACGAUCUCAGGAGUGGUGCGUUCAAGCUCGUGCGCGGUGGCGUGCUGCCGCUGGCGUACCAGGUGCGGGCGGCGGCCGGCGCGCUCUCCUGGCGCUACCCGCACCCGCGCGCCAUCUCACGCCUCGCCGCCUUCCCCGUGCCCGGACUGGACGAGGAGUUGGACUGCGUGCUGGAGCUGUUCGAACCGACGCUGCAGCGCUGGGAGCCACAUACAUACUUCCGCCUGCCCACCAACGAGCCUCGGGAGAUAAAACUCGACGUAGCACCUCCAGACGUAGCGUUCGCAACGAUGUGGCGCGUGCGUAUAUGUGACGCGCAUGAGCCAGAGCCACCGCCCUUUAUGUUUAAAACGGACAGGUUUCUCGGCAGCUACGACCCGCCGGCGGGCGAGCCCGAGCGAGCGGCGAGUGUGGGGAGUACGGGGGGUGCGGGCGCUGGUAUGAACGUGACUGCGGAGCAAGUGUGGGGCGCGCUACGAGUGGACUCGUACUUCGCGCCGCGGCUGCUGUCUGCCGCACAGCUGGCACUGAGAGUCGCCGCACUGCGUCUCUACCUGCACCUUGACCCGCCACCACCGCCACUCACGCAUAGUUGUUCGAGUGUUCUAGAGGGCUACUACGUAUCGCGACCGCUGCGACGUGGGCACCGCGCACUUUUGUUAGCGGCGCGCGACGCGCACGUGCACGUACUCGCGGCGCCACUCGCCGACCCGCCGGACGCACGCCGAUGUCUUCUACGCGCGCGUCUCUCGAGCGACAUAAUAGACUGCGCGACCGGUACCAUGGAACCUUUGGUGGAAGAGUUUUAUGUGCAAGGUGCGUGGUCGCGUGGCGCGAGGCGGGAGGGGCGGUUGCGCGCGUGCGCGUCCGUGCUGCGCGUGACGCUGCACGUGCCGCGCGUGCGCACACUGCACGCGCUUGCAGAUGACUGGCUACACGCCUACCAGAGGAAUGUGUUGGGGGCGGAGGUGCAAGAGAGUGGGGAGGCUGGGAGCUCGGUACUGGAGGGCCGCGUGUCCCUGUGGGUCCGCAACGAGUGUGCGUGCGCGCUGCGUGUGUCGCAGCACGACACCGACGAACUGCUGCCCAUCGCUCCUGGGGCCACGCUCGCCUACAGAUGGCGCUCUCCAUAUGAAGUGAAAAAACUUCGUUUCGCUCUUGCCAAUCCGUCUGUGGACUGGCGCUGGUCUUCUAGCAUUCCGUUCACGGAGGGCACGUACCGAGUGCGGCUGGAGGAAACGAGCGCGGACACAGGGUGUGAGGCGGGCGCGGGGGCGGAGGUGCCGCUAUACGUGCGCGUGCGCGAGCGCGGCGCCGCGCGCACCAUGCACCUCUCCGGCCGCCUCGUGCUUGCCAACAUGCUGCGCCACACGCUGCUCUACAAGGUGCGUGCUCGUUGCGAAACGACGCGGCAGUGGGGCACGGUGUGCGCGGGUGAGCUGCCGCCCGAGCAUAUUGGACCCGCUCUGCUCUGCGACGAGCAAGCGGACCUCGCACUCAAAGUGAAAUUCGUGUCUAAUGACACGGGCUGGUCAGGCGACAUCCCCUUGAAGGAGUGUCCGAAAGAAAAUGUUCCGUGGCUGGUAAAAGUUCCGAGCAGCGGCGAGGUGUCGUACGUGUCGGUAUGGUGCCGCGUGGUGCGCGCGCGCCGUGACGCGCGCCUGCUGGCCGCGCUGUGGCCUCUCUACGUGCUGCGCUCGCACCUGCCGCUCGAUACAGACUUGGUGAUAACGACGGAGGGCGGUGCGGGUGGUGGGGAGGAGAGGAGCGCGGCGCGCACCGUGCAACCGGCGGUGGGGCGCGGCGCUUGCACGCACAUCGCCGCGCCCGGGACCACGGCCGCGCGACACGAGCUCACGUUCCAGUACAGGAAUAUCGAGUGCUCGGUGACGCGCGAGGCGGUGCCGCUGCACUAUGGCGUCACCGACGUCUCUGUCUUCGAAAGGUGCGCGCCCAUGCAAGAUAUUGAACAAGUGUUGCAGGAGUGCCGGAACUGGUUGAAGAGUUCGCGACGAGACGCGGAGUCUGAGUGGCCGUACUCGACGGUACGCCACCACUGGCAGGGAAUCUGGCAGCCAGCACUACUGCAGCCGCGAUGUGACGUCACGGUGCGGUACGAGGCCGUGCGCGCCGGCGGCGGGUGCUCGCUGGCGGCGACCUUGCGGCCGGCGGCGCUGCUGGCGAGCGCCGCGCCCGCCGCGCUUACGCUGCGCGCGCAUGACGCCGCGCCGCUCGCGCGCCUUGAGCCCGGACACGCAGUUGCGCCGCCUUCUGCUCUGCUCACAAAGCCGUUCUUCCUGUCGCUGGAGGUGGGGCGCGAGACGUUCGUGAGCGAGCCGCUGCAGGUUAUGUCCGGGGAGCCGGGCCGCUACGCCGCGCCGCCGCCGGGCUGUCUGCCGCUCGACCGCCCCGCCCACAUCGUUAUACCCUGCAACCGAAAGGUUGCCUUGCUGACUAUGUAUUAUGAAAUCAAAGAAGAGAUAAACGUGCUGGGCAUCACUUCAACGUACGUGCUCUUCAAUAAGCUGGAUUUGGAUCUACUGGUGUCAGCUAUCGCCGUCCCGGAGGAGUGCGAGGAAGAAGUUGUACUCAAACCGAAGUCGUUUAUAGUUGUCCCGCCAGAUAAGCAAGGAAGUGAGGUGGGCGUGCCGCUGUGCCAGAUGAGUGCGUGGGGACGGUGGCGGGGCGGAGGGCCUGCGCGAGCGUAUGUGUGCGUGUCUCUGGCGCGAGGCGGCGCGCACGUCCCCGUGCGCCUCGCUGCGCCCCCCGCGCGCCGUGCACUCGCGCUGCUCGACGCGCACGGGACAUCUGUGCCAGUGGUAGUGACCCAGCAGCAGACGGACGGGCGCUGGCUGGUGGUGGUGGCGCGGGACCCGUGCCCGCAGUACGUGCUGCAAAACCUGACGCGUGCUACACUCGCUGUCGCACAGCCGCGCAACGUUCACAGUGACCCAGUCGCACCCACAGAGGUUACUACAAUCAGAGACAACCAAGAAUCAUUUUGGCUCAUUAACAUAAAAAAAUUAACUUUAAAUAACAGCAAUCGUGUACAAUAA